Messenger RNA from Mytilus californianus (California mussel), 5713 nucleotides. RefSeq names its product serine/arginine repetitive matrix protein 1-like. The transcript is spliced from 15 exons. Gene Ontology annotation, biological process: regulation of mRNA splicing, via spliceosome; mRNA processing. Gene Ontology annotation, molecular function: RNA binding. Lineage: Eukaryota; Metazoa; Mollusca; Bivalvia; Mytilida; Mytilidae. Gene Ontology annotation, cellular component: spliceosomal complex. The coding region runs from base 248 to 3085 and encodes 945 amino acids. The record is from RefSeq and is a predicted model, not a curated record.
UGCAUUCUGGGUUAAAGUUGCGUCCAUCUUGUUGAACAGAAACGUGCACCAAAAGUUUUAACAUGACAGACGCCGGCUUUUUCAAGGUCUAGACUUAGCACCAAGAACUGUUUUAAGCUUCAUUCAAUCAUCAGCGUAUAUGCACUAAUCAAAAGUCAAGGGGGUUUAUCUUACACAUUGAGCUUGCUACAAACAACCAGACGGUAGCUGCCGAUCAACCAACUAGCGACACAAAAUAUAGACAAAAAUGUCACUGCCAUUUACUUCUUCGUCAUACAAGGGCACAAGUGCCGACCAGGAUAACAGAUUCUCAGACAAGAAGAAGAAGUUAAUGAAGCAGAUGAGAUUUGCUGAUGCUUUAGAAUCUAAGGUUGAUAUGUCAAAAAUAAAUGUAGACAGCAUAAAACCAUGGAUUGCUAAAAGAGUUACAGAAUUAUUAGGCAUUGAGGAUGAUGUCGUUGUCGAAUUUGUUUACAAUCAGCUUGAAGAAUCUAGGCAUCCAGAUCCGAAAGAAAUACAGAUAAACUUGACUGGUUUCCUGAACCCUAGAAAUGCCCGUAUAUUCUUAGGCGAGCUAUGGGAAUUGUUGGCAAGUGCACAGGCGCAUGUAAGUGGCAUACCAGAACAGUUCAUCGAACAAAAGAAGGAAGAAAUAAAGAAAAGACAGAUAGAGCAAGAAAGAAUCCAGGCUAAUCUGAAAAAGCAUGAAGAACAGAUUAGAGAACAAUUGAGUAGAGAAAGGAAGGAACAAGAGAAGAGAGACAGAGGCUCUCCUAGAAGGUCAAGAAGUAGAUCAAGAGAGAGAAGACGAGACCGAAGGAGUAGAUCAAAAGAGAGAAAAAGAAGUAGGUCUAAAGAUAAAGAUUUGACCAAGGAUAAAACCAAAUCUGAUGAUGAGCAGGUUGAUGAGGAAGAAGGAAAACCUAACGAUAUGAAUAAAGAAGAAUCUGAUGUGAAAGAAAAAGAAAAUGGCACAGAUUUGUCAGCUGGUGAUACAGAGAAAAGAGGAGAGGACAAGUCUGGUUCACAGUCUCCAGAAAAAAAGGAAGAUUCAAAUGAUGAUAAAGAAGCGAGUCAUGAAAAGAAAAAUGAAAAUGAGGAAGAUGAAAAGAAAACAGACGACAGAAGGAAAAGAUCAAGAUCUAGGUCACCAAGCCAUGAUAGACAAAGAAGAAGUAGAUCUAGAUCAGAUUAUCGUAGGAGACGGCGGUCAAGGUCAGGGUCAAGAAAAAGAUCAUAUGGAAGGAGAUCCAGGUCAAGAGAUAGAUAUAGAAUACCAUCAAGGAGAGGAGAUCCAAGAAGGAGAUCAAGAUCACCAAGAUAUAGGCGAUCAAGAAGCCCUAAAAGAUCCAAGAGAGAACCAUCACCACCAAAUCGUAGACCUAAGAGCUCUUCAAGUAGUGGCUCAGAUAGUUCUGAUUCAGAUGACAGCAAUGCAGAAAAAAGACCUGUGACGGAGAAUAGUACUCAGGAAUCACCAGAGAAGACUGGUGUCCAGGCUAAGAGAAACUAUCGUAAGCAUGAGGAAAGUAACGAUUCUGACUCUUCUUCAGGUUCUUCUUCUUCCUCUUCAAGAGAGUCAGUUGGACGUAAACCUCCUCCAAGAAGAGACAGGCGAUCCCCACCGCCAAGAUGGGAACCACCAAGAUAUAACAGAUAUAAUGACAGAGGGGGAAGAUACUUUCCAGAACAAAGACAGAGAUAUUCCGACCCCAGGAGAAGUCCUCCACGUUAUUACAGCCCUCCACGGUUCAGGAGAUCCCCUCCAAGGAGGAUGAGGAGGAGAUCAGGGUCUGAAUCUCCUCCACCGCCCAGGCGGAGAAUGUCUCCUCCAGAUUUCUAUAGAAGGAGGUCUCCAGGAAAUUUUGAACGCAGACGUCCUUCAAGGGGAUCUCAAUCUCCACCACCAAGGAGACGUUCCCCACCUCCUCCAGCUAGACGCUUCAGAGAGGAAUCUCCUGAGUCAAGACCAAGGAAAAAAAGAGAUGACGUUAAACGUCCUUCACCUUCAGAUUCUGAAGAGGAGCAAGAACCUGAAAGAAAUAACAGAAUUCUAAAAAAAAGUAACACAUCUGAUGGUAAAAAGCAGUCUGAAUCAGAAUCUGAAUCUGACUCUGGUUCUGAAAAUGAAUCCUCAGGAGAAGAAUCCCCAGCUGCCAAAGAAAGUCAUCCACAACAGAAGAAAAAUUCACCACAAAGAAAACCUCAGCCUCCAAGAAGAGGGCGUGAAUCUUUUGAACAGUCUCCCCCUCCAAAAAGAAAUAGACAAUCAGAGGAUCAGAUGUCACCUCGUCGACCCAAGCGUGACUCUGAAUCCUCGUAUGACUCACGACAGAAACAAAGAAAUUACACAAGGCAGAGACCGCAUUCAGAAUCUUCUCCGGAAAAGUUUGCAGAUAUAAGAGACUCAAGAGAAAAUAAGUUACGUCAGAGAGAUAGACGAUCACCUCCCCCAUCUCAAAGACAUAGAUCACCAUCACCCCGCAAUAGAAAACCAUCAUCUUCACCUGCACAAUCUAGAAAACAUAAACAUACCAGCCCUAGUAGUUCAUCUGAAGGUUCACAGUCACCACCGCCAUCUAAAAAAGUGUCCAAAGAUUCAUUACGGCAUCCAACACCACAAAAACGUGGUCGUGGAGAUGUCAGUCCAGAUUAUGUUACUGGUUCUAAACGAUCACAAUCAUCACCUAGUCCUGAUAAGAGACAACCUGCUGAAGAGGAAUAUCAUCGAGUAGUAUCUGUUAAAAAAGAACGGAGUCCAGUUCGAGACAGAGAAACUUCAAAGCAAGACAAAGAAAGGAAGGAAAAAGUCAAAGUGAAGAAAGAUGUUUCUCAAAGUGAUUCAGAGGAUUCAGAAUCAGAUGUAGCCCAUAAGAAGAAAAAAAAGAAAGAAAAGAAAAAGCACAAGAAGCAUAAGAAACACAAGAAACAUAAACAUAAGAAAGACAAGGGACAAGGAGAAGAGAAGUCUGGCAGUGAGGAUGAUGAUGAAGAUGAGAAUCCAGAAGAACUAGAGCGUAAAUUGAGAGAAAAGGCAUUAAUGUCCAUGAAAAAUAAGGCAGCUCGAUCUAGUAACUCCCCUUAGCACUUUUGUAUAUGUUCAUUUAAUUGUAAAAAUGAAAUUUAUAUAAAAAAAAAAUUUUGUAUAUUGUGGUGCAAAAUAUUGUAUAUAAAUAUGUGAACAGGUAAGUAAUAAAUUACAAACUUGUGUUUGAAAUUUAUUACCUACAAAUUUUUUUAUAUUAAUAAACAGUUCCAUAACAAUAUAUUUCUUUCUGAAACUGCUCACUUAUUACACCCUAACUUGUACAAGUGUUCAUUGAUAUUUCAACUGGUCAAUUCAGUUUUAAUUUUAUUAAGAACUCUUUCAACUGUUUGUUAGGUAAUAUAUCUGUAUUGUUCAGGGGUUACAGCCUGCUUUAGGUGACUUUACUUUUGAUUGUGCUGAAUUCCACUUUUAAUAGCAGUUUUGUUUGGAAUUUUUUUUUUAUAAAGUUAACAUAAUAUGUCACUUGCAAGAAAAUUGGUUUACACUUAUAUGAUUUUGAUUUUAAGAUAUGCACAUGUCUCUACUAUGGACAAAUUUUCUGUUUGUUUCUAUUUCUUCCAUUUAACUGUAUUAGGGAGAGGUUAUACAGGCAAAAUGGUGAAAGAAAAAUUGUUCCAUUUAUUAAUUAAACCACGUACCAUACUCAUCUAGAUAUACAGGUGUCUAACAAGAUUCAAAUCUCAAACUGAGAACACUUGAACCAUAGCCAAUUCAAUUUCACUGUUUGAAAUUUUAGAAAUAGUUUGUUCCUUGUCAGAGAUACCAUUUUACAACUGAAAAAUGAAGGAAAAAACAACAAAAUUUUGAUACAUAUAUAGUACCAACAAAACCAUCUUGGAAUCCUGUCUAUCUAAAGGGGAAGACAUGUAUUUAAAUUGCAUGUUUAAAAUGCUGUUAUUGAAUUCCAUGAAUUAUGUAGUAAAUCCUUCCUUGUUUGAUAUUUCCUGGAAUCAGAGUUAUUUUGUAUUUUGAUGUACAAGUUGAAUGUUUGCAUAGUAUUUCUAGUAUUUCAUUUUUAUAAUUGAUUAAGCCAUAUGUUAUGGUAGUGUGUUUGUUAAUUUUUAUACGACUGCAAAAAAUUUGCAUUCGUAUAUUGCUAUCACGUCGUCAUCUGCGUCGUCCCAAGACAUUUGGUUUCCUGACAAUAACUUAAGUUUAAGUGUAUGGAUCUUUACAAAAUUUAACCAAAAGGUUCAAUACCACAAAAGGAAGGUUGGGAUUGUUUUUGGGGGGUGAUGGUCCCAUUCGUUUAGGAAUUAGGGGCCAAAAAGGGGCCCUGUAUCAAGCUUGAAUAUUGUCCAUUUUUACCCCAACUGUUCAUGGUUGGACCUUUGCGCUCGGCGAAGCACAUUUUUUAAAGUAUGAUUUUGCAUAAACAUGGUAUACACAUGCACAUCAUGGAUCUAAGAUGUUGAGAAAUAUCAUUUAAAAUUGAAUAUUAGUGCUGGAAUGUUAGAUAAUGAAGUUAAUUAAAAUACAAUUUUUACUAUAUUUAAACUCACUUAUGGUGACGUUGAAUAUUUUCCGUAUCCAAGAUACUGAAGAGAGACUGUCAUAGUUUUCUUCUAGUAGUCUGAGGGUAAUGUAUGAAUACUGUGAAAGUACAGUGGAUUCAACAUUAUUCGUUGGAUACCAAUUUUCGUGGAUUUCGUUGGUACAGGUAAACCACGAAUUCAAAUGUUCAACGAAUUACAAAUUUUCUAUAGGCUUUGUAUGCAAAGAUGGGCAAAACCACGAAAUCAAAUAUCUACGAACAUGCAAUUUUUCCUCAAUCCACGAAAAUUGGUACUCUCGAAAAUUAAUGAAUCCAAAGUAUCUUUGUUUCUUGGUCGAAAGUUUACAUGGUUUAUUGAAAUAUUUUGUGGGUUUUUUAAUUUGUGGUUUCAGACUUUUUGCAUAGCAAAUGAAUGGUAUAUGUGUGCUUGAAAUAUUAAAAGCAUGACUGAUAAAACAAAGAAAUCAUAAAAAAACCUUGUACCUAUUGUGUCUGUAUUUAGUAUCUCCCCAAAAUGUGUUUCUUGACUAACAAGUACUUCGAUUCAAUGGAAUUUGUAAAAUGAAAUAGUGUGCUGAUAAUUGAACAAUUUUAUUUAUAGCAUAUUUACUUUGAUGAUGUUUGUGUUCAAUAAAUCAAGAAUAAUAGAGAUAUGAUAACCUUUUAAGUUACGGUUGUAAAUGUUGCAACCAUUUUGGAUAUGUUAACAUUGGCUUAGUUCUAAAAAUGGACAGUGGGUACUGUAGGUGCAUAAUCAUUUCAGGUUGAAUGACAUCCAGAUAUUACAAAGGCUACCAGAUAUGAUUAAGAUGUUUAGAUGGACAUUUAUAGUAGCAGCAUUUUUAUAUUGAUCUAGCUGCCAUUUUUCUUGAUUUCCAAGUGGUAUGUGGAAAAAAAGGAAAUAUUAGUUAUUCAAUCAGAUUAUCAGCUUUUAAAUAUUAAGAAAAUAUUGUCUUAAUCUAUUUAUAAUUCACUUAUGUAGAUAUAUUUAUCUAUGUCAUCUUCACUUUCCAUUAAUUGAUUUUUUCAUUCGAUUUUGUAUUUUCAAAUCAUGCUGUUAAUAUGAGACGUGCUUGUUUUUGAACUGUUAGCUUGUUAAUUAUAAAUUAAUUGAGCCAACUUCUGUAUAUGAUUAUGUACAUGGGUACAAUAAAGCUUAUACAAGUGAA